Molecule: messenger RNA, 585 nt
Organism: Fusarium musae
Lineage: Eukaryota; Fungi; Ascomycota; Sordariomycetes; Hypocreales; Nectriaceae
Gene: OXR1
Product: oxidation resistance protein 1
Exons: 3
Coding region: 1-585 (194 amino acids)
Biological process (GO): response to oxidative stress
Cellular component (GO): nucleus
Source: RefSeq, a predicted model, not a curated record
AUGGGCUCUUCUGACCGCAACGAAUCCCCCGAAUCUCCCGAAUCUUCUGGCGCCGCUACGCCCAACAAUCCUAACCGCGCCUCUGCAUCAUAUAUCACCAACAUGUGGACCGGCCUCAUCCGUCGCUUCUCUAGCGAGGGUUCGUUCCCUAGCCAGGCCGACACCGCCUACGAAGACGACUACAACGAGCCCCUUCGUCCUCCACCCCUGGAUCCUCUUGUCCUGCAUGGUUAUCGUCAUGGCACGCCCACGUCGGCCAAGUUGCUGACACCCGCUGUCGCGGAGGAGAUUCGCACCAUGGUCCCUGAGCGCCUGCGUAUCGUCGACGACUGGCAUCUGAUCUAUAGCCUUGAGCAGGACGGCGCGAGCUUAACGACUCUUUAUCAGCGCUGUCGACACUAUGAGGGCAAAAGAGCUGGCUUUGUCCUGGUCGUCAAAGACCUAGAAGGAGGGAUCUUUGGCGCAUACCUAUCCGAAUAUCCGCAUCCUGCGCACUCGUACUUUGGCAACGGCGAAUGCUUCCUCUGGCGAGCCUCUACUAUCACACCUCUCCUCCACCUCCAUCAGCUGAUACGACAAACCUGA